AAAACGUAACAGGACUGUUUCCAAAUUUAACAUUCUAGUUACUGGAGUGUUAAGAUGAGUUCCAAGUAUCCGCCGUACCCGCCCUACGAGCCCACCCCCGCCCCGCCCUCCGUGGCCGAUGCCAUCGACGCUGGCCACAGCUUGAGUGUGCAGCACAAAUCUGUGUUCCGCCCGUCGGUGUACCCGGUGCCAAAACCUGCUAGGCCAAAAACACCCAAAGUAACCGAUGUGAAGAUGUCCCGUCGCGCCAUGAGGGCGCACGCUUGCUGCCUUCGUCGCCACGGUGCGGUGCUCACCGACCGCCUCGAGAGGCUGGCCAAGCCGCGCCGGCGCAACAUCAUCUACUUGUGGCGAGAACAUGCGGAAUUAUUGCCGCCUGAAACAAUAGAACGGUUUCGGAACAUGCUCAGCGCGGACGAGCCGUUCAAACCCGACCAGGCGUAUGAAUACUUCAUCACUUGCCGCAAAGCUAAGAAGAGGAAUGCGGCUCACUGCAGCCUCGUAAAGAAGGACACGCACGCGGUGGUGACGGACAAGCGCUUCUUGUGGGCGCGUAAUGCGACCGUGGCGUUCGCGCGCGGCAUCCAACAGAGAUUGUCCCGCCCCGGACGGUACACGCUAGCUGACGGGAUGCUACGCCUGUCCAAUGUGAUUUUGGACGAAACAUGCGGAUACAUGAAAAUGAGGACUCCAUCUCGACGAUGUACCAAUUCUAAGGCUAAAUUUAUGAUGGAAAUGUCCGAUAAGAUUGCAGUUUGGAUUGAUGAGAUACUAUCAGAAUCUGAUGAUCGAAUGUUAAUGAUGGACUUUGAUGAGGACGAUGAAGUGGAAAGGAGCAUACUAGAUGAAAGCAGACCUCCGGUCUCCGUGGUCCCUUCAACUAUGACGGUCCUCGCUGCGCCGGAUGCCGCUGAUACUGCUGCCGGAAGCGGCUCCCCCAGCCCCGUGGCUCCAGUCGCGGUCCCAGGAGCAGCAAGUCCACCGCCACAACCUGCCACCACAGGGGAUACAAACCCACCACCGCCACAACCUGCCACCACAGGGGAUACAAACCCACCACCGCCACAACCUGCCACCACAGGGGAUACAAACCCACCACCGCCACCGGCGCCAGCCAACAUACUGUUCCCAGGCAGAUGGUCAGCAGGCGGCGGCGAUGAUUUUGCAGAUGAUUUUCUUAACAUGAUGGGCGAAGAAAUUGGGCACUCUACGUCAGCUAAAAUCGGCUCCAAUAACGCUAGCUUAGAAACAGUCCUAAAAAUGCAAGUCACCGAUAGACCAGAAUCUACAGCUCCUACUUGAAGCAGUCAUUAUUUU
Molecule: messenger RNA, 1317 nt
Organism: Cydia fagiglandana
Lineage: Eukaryota; Metazoa; Arthropoda; Insecta; Lepidoptera; Tortricidae
Product: formin-A-like
Exons: 10
Coding region: 55-1302 (415 amino acids)
Source: RefSeq, a predicted model, not a curated record